Camelina sativa (false flax) is the source of this 2210-nucleotide messenger RNA. Its product is annotated as serine/threonine protein phosphatase 2A 57 kDa regulatory subunit B' kappa isoform. Gene Ontology annotation, molecular function: protein phosphatase regulator activity. NCBI's taxonomy places the organism in Eukaryota, Viridiplantae, Streptophyta, Magnoliopsida, Brassicales, Brassicaceae. The record is from RefSeq and is a predicted model, not a curated record. Gene Ontology annotation, biological process: signal transduction. Gene Ontology annotation, cellular component: protein phosphatase type 2A complex.
AAAGGGAAAAAAAAAAAAAAUUAAAAUUAGGAAAGUAAAAUUUUUCCUGCAAAUUGCCGAGAAAAUUAUUAAUCAUUUUUUUUUUGUUCUCUCUUUUUCUCAGCAAAUCGUAGAAGAAGAUGACACCGUAACGAAACGAAUCAUCUUCAUAAGUUUCUCAAAUACACCUCUGUUUUUUUUCUUCUUCUUCUUUCUCUUCCAGAUUCAGUUUUUUUUUUUAUCUCUCUUUAGGGAAUGGUUUGUUGUUCGUGGUGAUAAAACUGGAAUCAUGAGAAUAAGAUUUUGAAAGGGAGAAAAAAAAGCAGAUCCGCCGUGUUCGUCUCAGGAGGAGGAUUUAGGGCUCAAGUUUUUGAACGAUAUGUGUUUUUGAUUUCCCCAAAAUUGUCAAUUUAUUUUUGGGGGAAAGAUAAUGUUUAAGCAGUUUCUGAGUAAGCUUCCUCGGAAGUCUUCAAAAUCUGAGUCUGGUGGAGGAGAGCUGAAUCGUUCGAGUUCCGGUCAGGUUCCUUCUCCGGUUCAGAGAUCCGGAGCUGGUAGUGGUGUUGGUUCUGGUCCGGUUCGAUCUAACUCAGGGAAACGUAUGUCAUCUGCUGUGUUCCCAGCUAGUGUUGUUGCUGGGAUUGAGCCUUUGGUACCGUUCAAGGAUGUACCAACCUCGGAGAAAUUGAAUCUCUUUGUGAGUAAAGUUAGUUUAUGCUGUGUGACAUUCGAUUUCUCCGACCCUGGUAAAAACUCUAUUGAGAAAGAUGUGAAAAGGCAGACCUUGUUGGAGCUUCUUGAUUUCGUUGCUUCAGGUUCUGUUAAGUUUACUGAGCCAGCUAUUCUCGCCAUGUGUAGAAUGUGUGCUGUCAAUCUCUUUAGGGUUUUCCCUCCUAAUUACCGGUCUAGUGGCGGUGGUGGUGGCGGCGAGAACGAUGAUGAUGAGCCAAUGUUCGACCCUGCUUGGCCUCAUUUGCAAAUCGUCUAUGAUUUGCUGCUUAAGUUUAUCACUUCACCUUGUCUUGAUGCUAAGUUGGCAAAGAAGUAUCUAGAUCAUGCUUUCAUUGUGAGGUUGCUUGACUUGUUUGAUUCCGAGGAUCCUAGAGAACGGGAGUGUUUGAAGACGAUUCUGCAUCGUGUGUAUGGUAAAUUCAUGGUUCACAGGCCCUUUGUACGCAAGUCCAUGAGCAAUAUAUUCUACCGGUUUGUGUUUGAGACUGAGAAGCAUAGCGGUAUCGCUGAGCUUUUGGAGAUUUUUGGGAGUAUAGUGAGCGGGUUUGCUUUGCCUUUGAAAGAAGAGCACAAGAUCUUCUUGUGGAGAGUGUUGAUACCAUUGCACAAGCCUAAAUCUGUUGGGAACUACUUCCAGCAGCUAUCUUACUGCAUCACUCAGUUCAUAGAUAAGGAGCCUAAAUUGGGUAGUGUUGUGAUAAAGGGUUUGUUGAAGUUCUGGCCUAUCACAAACAGCCAAAAGGAAGUCAUGUUUCUUGGGGAGGUCGAAGAGAUUUUAGAAGCAAUGAGUGUGAUGGAAUUCCAAAAGAUUAUGGUCCCUCUCUUCUUGCGGAUUGCUUGUUGUGUAACCAGUUCCCACUUUCAGGUUUCUGAAAGAGCUUUAUUCUUGUGGAACAAUGAUCAAAUUGUGAACUUGAUUGGACACAACCGGCAAGCCAUCUUACCAAUCAUGUUCACUGCCUUAGAAAAGAAUGCUCAAGACCACUGGAACCAAUCCGUACUAAACUUAACCUUAAACGUAAGAAAAAUGUUCUGUGAAAUGGACGAGGCUCUGUUCAUGUCUUGCCACUCCCGCUUUAAGGAGGACGAAGCAAAGCAAUGUUCUGCAGCGGAAAAAAGGAAACAAGAUUGGGAAAGGCUAGAGAACGCAGCAAGUAUGAAGCCGGUAACAGGAAAGACGGCUGUUCUGGUAACUCCUCGAGCAACCUCCAUUGCCUGCUAAAUAGUGCGCGCUUAUAACCAAUUCGCGGACAGUUUAUCCAAAGAAAAUGAAGCAGCAACAUCAGAAGAAGAUGAUGGAGUGGCUGUCGCUAAAGCUAUGGUCUUUGGUACUUUUCAUCAGGUUGACCGUUGUAAUAUUAUAUAACUUUGAUGUUGUUAGCUGUGUGGGGUUUUAUUGCUAAAUCUCUUGCUUCCUUUUAAAGCAAUGAAACCAUGCUGCAGAUUUUUAUCAAACUCUUUGUAUCAAUCAAUUAAGUUUAUAUAUAUCCUUUCUCUUUCAA